CAUAUAAAAACAAAGUAAAACUGUAGUGGGUUAGAGAGCAUUCAACACGAUCAUAUUUAAAUUGAAAACUAGAAUAAUUUUAGCUUGAAUUUUAUUUUUUUCCGUACAUUUGGAGUGACCAAAGCUUUUAUAAUUAGUUCUAAAAAAAUUACUGAGAACGACCCCUUACUUUUAAAGAAAAUGGCGUCACAAAACGAUGACAGAAAAAUUCUUGUAGCAGAUUUACCGAUGAUGUGGCCUAAAGAUUUUGCUCGCUUCGAGGCGGAGGGUGGUGUAUGGGGUCAACAAAUGCGGCAGCGGCGCCAUCAACUAACUGUUGCUCUUUCCACAGGUGUGCUUUCGACAGUGGUUGGGUCGUUGUACACUGUCCUGAGUCGGAAGAACACUUUUUUUGUUCUCUUUUCUACCUUUAGCGGCUUUUCAAUUCUAGGCUUCUGUGUUGGUAUGGGUUUGUCUCGCAUUUUUUAUGAGGAUGUAGCCAAUAAUGCGGAAACGGCGAUGAUGCGACGGGUUUGGUGGGCAAAGGAGUGCGCGAAGCAUUGGGACUACUCUCAGCUGGAUGAGGGAACCUGGAGGGCGAAGUAUCCGAAGGCGCAGUGCCCCCAAAAUGCAAUACAGUAGCAUAUCCAUCUAUCUAUUUAUCUAUAUAUAUGGAUAUAUACCUACUACACUUCUUUUUACACCAUUCUGAGAGCAUUUCUUUGAAACUUUUCGAUUCGAGAUAAAGCAAAUGCGGAAGGCGGGAGAUGCAAAUGAAAUUAAUGAUCAAAACCGAUCCCUCUCAUUUCUUUUCCUUCCUCUUAUGUUUUUCUGUAAGAUAUUGGCUUAUCUCAUUUGGGUGACAUGAGAAUACACGCAUACUCACGAAUUUCCCCCGGCUGUUCCUAUGCUUUAGUGAUUUUAUUGUUAUUAUUAUUAAUAUCAUCAUUGCCAUUUUAUAGUAAAAGUUUUGUCGCCAACGUGACUAACGUGACUAUGUAAGAAAAAAAAGUGGGCAGAACGUGUCCCCUUUCGAAUAGUCCUAUCGCCCAGUAAGAUAUUAUAGGAAUAGUCCUGAAGUAACAACAAUAUAGUAUCACCAGGAAUACUGAAACUUAGCGAAAUGCAUUCUUAUUCUUAACUGCUUUUAGGUUAAUAGUUAACCCUUGUGUCUCUAGUGGUGAUAAAAAUGUGAACUUUCAUGUUUUUUAUCGUUCUUUUCGUUUUUUUUAUUUAUAUAGCAUUCCGUGGUUCUAAA
Molecule: messenger RNA, 1237 nt
Organism: Phytomonas sp. EM1
Lineage: Eukaryota; Euglenozoa; Kinetoplastea; Trypanosomatida; Trypanosomatidae
Source: the annotation of a GenBank genome assembly